AUGAAAAUCCCGAUGAAAGUUGACUAUGGCGUCCGGGCCCUGGUAGAGUUGGCAAUGCACCACGGCAAUGGUCCGGUGCCGACCUCUGAAAUCGCUUCCAAGCAGGGGAUUCCCGAGUCCUACCUGGUUCAGCUUAUGUCCACUCUGAACCACUGCGGGUACGUUCAGAGUCGUCGCGGCCCCCAGGGUGGCCAUUCAUUAGCAAUGGAUCCGUCCGACAUAAACUUACACAUGAUAAUGACUACGCUGGACGGCAACAGUUCUCCACUGGACUGCCUGACUUAUGUUUCGGACUGUAUUUUUGCAGAUUCUUGCGCCCAGCAGGAAAUUUGGAAGUCCGUUGAAGAAGCGAUUGAAAGUGUGUUGGCCAACAUUACCCUUGAACAUCUGGCCAGGCGCCAGGAGUACCUCUCCGCACAGGGCGUAUAG
This is a messenger RNA of Geodia barretti, 429 nucleotides long. The record is from the annotation of a GenBank genome assembly. NCBI's taxonomy places the organism in Eukaryota, Metazoa, Porifera, Demospongiae, Tetractinellida, Geodiidae.